Messenger RNA from Guyanagaster necrorhizus, 1739 nucleotides. RefSeq names its product regulator of G protein signaling superfamily. Lineage: Eukaryota; Fungi; Basidiomycota; Agaricomycetes; Agaricales; Physalacriaceae. Gene Ontology annotation, biological process: intracellular protein localization. The transcript is spliced from 3 exons. The record is from RefSeq and is a predicted model, not a curated record. The coding region runs from base 115 to 1344 and encodes 409 amino acids. Gene Ontology annotation, cellular component: plasma membrane.
CGGAUGUGGUAGGGUUACGUCAGCAGUCGUUCCCAACGUUACUGACGUGACUGACGUUCGUUGAACUGUCCACAUUAUUUGCACACGCCCUUUCGCUCUGGAAUAUCUUCGCAGAUGGAUGAGCAGCGACAGCAGGAUGACUGGGCCGCUAGUCGCAAGAAUAGGCUGCCGUCGUUCACCGAGGUCCUGUCCAGGAGAACAUGGCCUCCAGUCGAUCUGUUCAUGUUCUAUCUCUUUCUCCAGCGUGAGGGCUCAGAAGAUAUCCUGGACUUUUGGCUCGACGUGCAGCAGCAUGAAAACCUGUGCCGAGCAUACUUCAAGGAUGUUCGCAAGUCAGGUCGAACGAUCAAGGAAGACUGGCCUCAGUACUGGGAUUAUGCACGGAGACGUGGGUCCAUUUACGGUACCGUUGUCGGGAUGAACCCAGAUGGCGUAGGGACGAAGCGCAGUACGACGAGCACUGGCGACAUGAUAACAGAUCAGGACAAGCAGGAAUUAGCCAACCUCGAUGAAAAGUCCGGUGCUCGUUCAGCAUCACCUCGCCCCACGCCCAUGCUCUCCGACCGAACUCGCAUAAAUUCUACCUCCCCUAAUGACUUUGCCCGCUCAACGACUCCAUUCUCUCUUUCUGGCCGAACACCUACCUUGUUCAAUAUGAAACGCGCCUCGCGUGCGCCUACCGUCAUCCCCCGUUCUGCUGCCAUCACUCGCCUCGACCUCAUCGCCUCUGCAGAGCGCAUAUACUUUCGUUACCUGUCGCCUGCAGCGAAUACAGUGAAUGCCACGGAGAAUCAUGAAAUCUAUCUGCCACCUUCACUCCGAAUCCACUCUUUCCCCUUGAGUUCAACCCACGGGCCUCAGUCUCAGACAGAGCACAAUCUCAUGGCACAAAUACCCGACAUGUUCCAUUCCCAGAAAGAGUACUGUUUUCGUGCGAUGGAGCAGGAUGCCUUUCCUCGAUUCCUGCGGUCAAAGGCGUUUGGGAACCUAACGCCGGUUUCAUCGUUGGUACGAUUAAUCCUUGGGCUCAUAAUUCUAUGGAUCGGUCUCGCCGUGGCGUUUUCGCUGAUAUUCUUGGACGUGAAGCCCAAGUCGAAACGCUUCUUCCUAUUCAUACCAUUCACAUUCGCAGUUCUUUUCCUCAUUUCCCAUCAGUAUGAGCUGGAUCCCAUCCUCGUUUUCUUCGGGCAAUCCGAAACGACACCCUUUCGCACGCUGACAAUACGGGAAGCGUACGUCAAGAAGCUGCUGCUAGGGCGUGCAAUAUGGGUUUCCAUACUCGUUGCCGCAUUUGUUACCGCGUUGACGUUGCUGUUCUGGGCAGUCCCUGGACACCGGCUAUAGCGAUGGCAAUGGCAUCCAUACCCCUGCGAUGAAUCUAAUGACUUCUUCACGAUCCUAAUAUUCACCGAUUUUGUCUGUUUUUAUGUUGUUUCAGUUUUCGGUUUGCAGCUCGCGUUCAAAUACCAGGAUACCCUACCUAAGUACCUAUAUUUCCCUUGCCCCACUCUUUGUUGCAUCAUCACUCGUAUUUUCUUUCUUUAUCUUUAAUUUCUGUUCCUCAUUUAUAUGACUAUUUUUUGGCCCGGGGCUUGUUUCGAGGAGUGUGGAGGUGAUUGAUAGAGGACGCUGGGAAUGAUGUACAUUUCAUGUAACUAGAGUCUGGAUCAUGUUCUCGAGUACUUAAUCUGUCGCUAGGACAGGUUGGACUGCCAUAGCGUCGGAUUCUUGAACGUAAG